Messenger RNA from Echinostoma caproni, 759 nucleotides. NCBI's taxonomy places the organism in Eukaryota, Metazoa, Platyhelminthes, Trematoda, Plagiorchiida, Echinostomatidae. The record is from the annotation of a GenBank genome assembly.
AUGGAGUCCUGUAAUUUGGAGAACUUGAAUAUACAUGCCAGUCCGCGCGAAGUCAAAGAUUAUCUUGAACGAUUCGAGAUUUGGUGUAUUACGCGGAAAGGAAUCGAUGGAGGACGCAAAGCGGCUAAUUUCCUAACGGUCAUCGGAAAGGAUACAUACUCAUUGUUGAAGAAUUUGGCGUUUCCUGACUCCCCUAUAUCGCUAUCGUAUGAAUCCCUGAAAACAUUGCUGCUGAAGCAUCUACAGCCGGCUAAUUUCAAAUCUGCUGAACGAGCCAAAUUUCAUUCACUCAAAAAUGAUGGAAGCCAACCUGUACGUGACUUCAUUCUUCAGCUUCAGACUCAAGCAUCUCGUUGCAACUUCGGAGAUCAAUUGCAAACCCAGCUACGUGAUCGAUUAAUUGCUGGUAUUAAUUGCCCGGAAUUACAGCAAAAGCUCCUGCUCCUGCACGAUUGCACAUUUCAGUCGGCUACGGCAGUCUGUGAACAGUACCAAGACGUUCUUGCCAUUAUUUAUGAUGAACCCAACUUGUUGUUCAUUGCCAUACUUGAAUGUUCCAAGGCAAAGGGUGGUAUCAACAUGACUCCUGUAAGUCUAGAAGUGACCGGUUCUCCGGUGUUUAUGAAACGUCGGAUUAUCCCACUUGGACUUCGUGAGCCCGUAAAAAAGGCUUUAGAUGAAAUGGUAAGCAAGGGCGUUCUGACACCCGUAAAUUCUUCGGCUUGGGCCACGCCCAUUGUUACCACAACUAAAACGUGA